UGGCUUUAAGUUGAUGUAAUAUUCAGGUCCAUGUCCUGGGUGCCUGUGAGAGUGAGACGUCUUUCCGAUUCCCUCGCAAAGUAAGGUGAAUGUGAAGUGGAAUUAGGAAGGAAGGAAACACGGUGUUUCCUCACAUUGUGCAGUGUGGGAAGGGCCGGCCAUCGCCCGCUGACAGGCGUUUCCUCCCGGAACGGUCCACGGGGUGGAGACUGUUCUCCCGGCACAGCUGGUGUGAAGAGUGUGUCAGUGGGUCAGUGACUACUUCAACAUUCACACUGGCCUUCUUUUGUGGAUAAAACUAAACUAAAACAGAUUUACACCUGGAUUUAAACAAAGAGUGCCACUUUUAAUUCUUGAGUUUGUGAUUAAGGUGUAAUAUACACGCUGGAUGUUUUCACACGUAAAAAUGUGUUGCUCGAAUGUGUGUUAUCCAGUGGAAUUUGUCUAGCUGUUGCUAUGGCGACCAGUGCUGUGCCUAGCGACAACCUCCCCACCUAUAAGCUGGUCGUGGUGGGCGAUGGUGGUGUGGGAAAGAGCGCCCUCACCAUCCAGUUCUUCCAGAAAAUCUUUGUUCCAGACUACGACCCGACCAUCGAGGACUCGUACCUGAAGCACACUGAGAUUGAUGGCCAGUGGGCAAUUCUGGACGUACUGGACACAGCAGGCCAGGAGGAGUUCAGCGCCAUGCGUGAGCAGUACAUGAGGACUGGAGACGGCUUCCUCAUCGUGUUCUCCGUCACAGACAAGGCCAGCUUCGAGCAUGUGGACCGAUUUCACCAGCUCAUCCUCAGGGUGAAGGAUCGAGAAUCCUUUCCCAUGAUCCUCGUCGCUAAUAAAGUGGAUUUGGUUCAUUUGAGGAAGGUGACGAAUGAGCAGGGCUGUGAGAUGGCUGCCAAACACAAUAUCACUUACAUUGAGACGAGCGCUAAGGAUCCGCCAAUGAACGUGGACAAAGCCUUUCACGAGCUGGUCAGAGUAAUUAGACAACAAAUACCAGAGAGGAAUCUGAAGAAAAAGAAGAAGAUGAAAUGGCGAGGAGACCGAGCGGCCGCUUCUCCUAAACUCCGCUGUACGAUCCUGUGAGCGCCCGCUGUGAUUGGCAGAGACGCAAGAAAUAAAAAAGCAGCAAAGCCAAGGAGAAGCUGACAAGACGUCUUAAACGGUUGAGAAAGACGCAGCUGUUUUGCACACGCGCAGAGACGAGUGGAGAACCGUGCGGUCCUUCGGGCCUUUUCUUCACGUGAUUGUCACAAGCGUAAAGGGUGUUGGCUGCCUUCCAAGUGCUCAGUGGGAGUGGACGGUGUUUUUUGCCUUAUCGCUUUGCGUCUCUGUACUGAUACGAAGGGUUAAGAUGUAGCUCGGCCAAAGAAAAAGCCAGUCAUUAGCACUGAUGUUUGCUAAUGCUGUAUUGGGAAUAUGGGAUACCUCCUUAACAUGGCCUUUACUGUUAAGCACAAAAUGACUGCAAUGGACCUUUUUUUUUUUUUUUUUGCACUUUGAUAUUUGAUAUUGCACAAAUAUCACAUCAUGCGGUCAACGUAUAAAAGUCAUUAAAGCAUUUGCUGCCUUUGCUGAAGGCUUUGGUUGUAAACGGCUUAAAAAAAAGUAAUAUGGAUUAUGUUGCACUUAUGUAAGCUGCUCAGUUUUGUUAUAAUUCCUUUUUUUCUAUUUUCUCGUGGUAUUGAAGAUGCUUUUUUUUUAAUUCACUUUUAUCACAUUUAGGGUAAAACUUUACAUUAAUAGUACAUGAAUAAUCAUGCAUUAAUCAGACACCUGAAUGAACACUGACUUAAAUCUUGAACUAAUGAUGAAUUAGCUUUAACUGCGAUGUGAAUCUGAGCAAUUUGCAAAUUCGUAUAAAACGAGCACCUUGUUAGUACACGAUUCUUAGUUAAUGCAUUAAUUAAUACCUAAUAACUCAAUCAGACAAUCAUUCUUCAUUCUCUAUAAGAAAGAAUACCUGCAGAAUUCCAGAUUGUGUCAUCAUUUAUCAUAUUCAUCUGCGUACACAAACUAGAUUACUUUCAUAAUACAUAUUGAAUGUAGGCGCUGAGAGUAAUAAUAAACGCUAAUAAUGCUCUGAUUGGCUCAGGCCCAGGAUCUGCUCCUUUACCCACAAUACUGACAUUUACACAAUUACAUUUAUUCAUUAUCUACUGAUAUUUUAAAGCAGAGUUCUAUAAGAUUAUAGAGAUUACAUUAACUGACAAUCGUGUACUAAUAUGUACUACAUGUGAUUUUUUUUUAUUUAUCAGACUCAUUUAUUUCUCCUUUGCCAAUAUAAUCAGUUCCACUCUCCUCUUCUGGGAAGUUUUUCCCACUAGAUGUUGGAUUGUAGCUGUGGGGAUUAGUGAUUGGACACCCAUUAGUGAGACCAGACUCUCAUUAGUGAGAUCAGACUCUUAUUAGUGAAAUCAGACUCUCAUUGGUGAGAUCAGACUCUCAUUGUUGAGAUCAGACACUCGUUAGUGAGAUCAGACUCUCAUUGGUGAGAUCAGAUGUGCUUUAGUGAGAUCAUACUCUCAUUAGUGAGAUCGGACACUCGUUAGUGAGAUCAGACUCUCACUGGUGAGAUCAGAUGCUCUUUAGUGAGAUCGGACACUCAUUAGUGCAGUCAGACUCUCAUUGGUGAGAUCACAUGUUGGGUGAAGAGGUCAUUAAUUCAUGAUUAACUCAUCUUUAGUUCAUAUUUAAGUGAAUAUGAAUUCAGGUGUGUGAUUAGUGCAUGAUCUUCUGCUAUUGCUUUUAGUCUCACUAACAACUUUCAGUCUCUGUGAGGCACUUUUUUUGCUUUUUCCAUUUUUAUUAUCAGACCAGCUUCAGUAUGUUAGGAAACGUUUGUUUUUAUUGCCAUGCUUUUCUUUAACAGUGUUAAGUUAAAAUGACUUUUAGUCCAAAUAAGUCGUGUGGUCUGAGAUGGAGGUUGGUGACCCUGAAGAUUGUUGUUUCAUAUCUCCCAACUGCCACAGAGCAACCGGGUUUGAUUUUUACUUCAGUCAGCUUGAUCAAAGCAUCAGGUGACGCUGCUGUAAUCCUGCCACACUACUCCUCUGAAUCCGGGACCUGAUACUGUAGGUGCACAAAUAUGAAGAAAUACAGAACAUGGGAUCAAAUCAUAUACUGAAAGUUUUUUUUUUUUGUGCAUUUUUUGGCUCAUUACAUAUGCUAUAAUGGCUAAAAAGCAGGAAGUUGAUAUUCAACACACAUUUGAGAUUGUAGCAGGUCUAAGUGAUGGAUUAAAACAUCAUCUCAGAGUGAAACUACAUGUCCUUCAGUUUACCCAUCAAGAGCAGUGUUUAGGAAAACCUUGUACUAAGGAGUCCCUCAAAGGGAAACUCUUUUUACUUUCCAGAGCGUCAAAAAUCGAUGGACUUUUUAUGUGUUUUCCCAGAAGGACAAAUCUGCGAAGAUGUAAGAGUUCUCCUGAUGUCACCUUGGUUUAAAGAGUGUAUUGUCUUUGAUGCAUGGGGUGAGGCACCGAUCCCUGAGGGAUCCCAACGUCUCCAUGCCUUAGACUUUUAAGUUUAUAACAAAUGGCCAGGUGUUUACAUUUAGUGUUUAUUACGGGAUAGUGAAGUGAAAAUACAGAUCACACACAAGCGUAUGAUGUGAUUACGUAUUUGCGGGCACACGAUCUGUGUAUGUUUUCAUUGUUGUGAAUAUGUGAAGGUUAAAUUGUGACAUUACUUGUAGUGUUGUCGAAAGAACUGAGAAUCUUUAGGUGUACAAAUAAAUUCGAUUGCUCCCAGCGUU
Hemibagrus wyckioides is the source of this 3753-nucleotide messenger RNA. RefSeq names its product muscle RAS oncogene homolog a (gene mrasa). Gene Ontology annotation, biological process: signal transduction. The record is from RefSeq and is a predicted model, not a curated record. The transcript has 6 exons. Gene Ontology annotation, cellular component: plasma membrane. Bases 457 to 1083 code for a protein of 208 amino acids. Lineage: Eukaryota; Metazoa; Chordata; Actinopteri; Siluriformes; Bagridae. Gene Ontology annotation, molecular function: GDP binding; GTP binding; GTPase activity.